Colletotrichum karsti is the source of this 1548-nucleotide messenger RNA. Its product is annotated as AAR2 protein. The record is from RefSeq and is a predicted model, not a curated record. Bases 1 to 1548 code for a protein of 515 amino acids. Lineage: Eukaryota; Fungi; Ascomycota; Sordariomycetes; Glomerellales; Glomerellaceae. The transcript has a single exon. Gene Ontology annotation, biological process: spliceosomal tri-snRNP complex assembly.
AUGACUUCGGGCGUCUCCAUCGACUCCAACGUCCGGCCGGCCUUUUUCAAAAAUUCGGCCCUGCCCAGGUCCGACUCCUCCGUCUCCACCACCGCUGCAUCAGUCAAAUCCAUCCGCAUCACCGGCACCCAUCCACUCGGCAGCCUGCACGUUCACCAACCACUCGACUCGCCGCUGUCGCAAGAGGUCGCCGCCAUGAACCCCAACGGCGCCCCCGACGACGAUGAGCCGCCUCCUCUGGCGCCCAUCGAGGAUGAUCCCGUCACCGACAUUCAGCGCGACCACCAAUCCCCAACCCAGCAUGAGCACUCCCUCGGCGGCGGCGACAUCGUCCUUAUCAUGGACCUGCCCGCGCACUUCACCGUCGGUUACGACUCCGUCUCCUUCACCGCCCGUGAGUUCCUCGGCGUCAGAGACAUCCCGCCCGGCCCUCACUUCUUCUGGGUCUCGGAGACGGAGGCCAGCACCACCCGCUGCGGCUUCUGGAUCAUCAGCUCCGCAACAGAGAAGAUCCACGUCAUGCAGUGGGACAAGUUCAACGAGGUCAUCGGCGAACCCGCCAGCCAGGUCGAGGCUCGCUUCCAGAAGGAUAACAUCCGCGACAUCUACCCCAAGCUGGCGCCCUACCAAUUCCGCGCCCUCAACGCAAAUGUCAAGCCCGCCAUCUCACAGUCGCCCAGCCCGGACCCCGAGUUCGCAAAGAGCACCAACAUCUGGCACCAGCUCACCAACUCCAUCACCGUCAACCUGCUCAGCAGAAUCACGUCGCGCCAGGCAGGCGACUGGGCGGUGCACACCUCUGACCGCGUCAAGGGCGCACUGAUGCUCCCCGCCGAGGUCGAGCUUGAGAAGAGGGUCCCCAACGUGGUCGCGAGCACCGAGCUCAACUUUACCUUCAGUCAAGUUGCCAAAACGUACGACGUAGAAAGUAUCGGUUCCGUGCGGACGGAGCAGGCAAACGAUGCGACUGCCCAUCUCCUGUCGGCGGGCAUCAGUGAUGAAGACGUUGUCGGCGAGCUCCAGUUUUCCUUCCUCGUCGGCAUGCACCUCGGCAACGAGGCUUGUAUUCAGCAGUGGUGGCACAUGCUGGUCUCUGUCGUGCUCAAGGCCUACACACUGCCUCUCAAGCGCCCUGAGCUCGCGCGCUCGCUCCUGCAGACCAUCACCGCCCAGCUCGUCUACAAUGAGCGGUACCUCGAUGGCUCCGUUCUCGACUACGGCCCGUCAUACGCCCGCGAUCUGAGGAUGGCUCUCAUCGUCUACAAGCGCCGUCUUAAUGAGAUGCUCCUGGCUCUCAAUUCGCUCGCAACCCCCGAGCAAGCUGCUGUUGGACAGGCCUUCUCGGACCUCGAAGCCUGGGUGUGGAAGUUCGGCUGGGACAUCAGGAGCGACUACAUGCGCAAGGGCAAGAUUAUGCUUGAGGAUGGCGAGGAGGUGGACAUGGAGUUGACUGAUCUUGAGGCUGAGGAUGAGCGCGGCGAGUUUGCGGCUGUGGUGGUUGAGCUGGACGAGAGCGGAAAGCAGAAGGACCUUGUCUCAUGGGAUUAG